AUGCCUUAUAUAUAUCGGUGUUCAUUAAGUGAUACUCUAUCACUUAUUCAACUUCAGAAAUCACUGCAACAACUUGUCUACAAACAUCAAUCACUGCGUACAGCGCUCGUAUUUGACACAGAAAGCAAUAUUCUCAUGCAGCAAAUUAUUGAUAUGAACAAUAACAACCACAAAAAAUUGUUUACAUUUAUUGAAAGCACUUUUGAAACAAAUGAACAAUUGAACGAGAUUCUAUACAAUGAAAAUUAUAAUUCUCGACUUUUCAAUCUUUCUCAAGGUCAAGUUUUUCGCUGCCACAUUAUUUAUUAUAAACAAAUCUCUUCAAAUGAUUUCCUUUCUGACAAAGAUGUAAUCAUCUUUAAUUUUCAUAAUGUCGUAUUUGAUUUUCCAUCAAUGAGUAUAUUUCUUCAUGAUCUUAAUCAAGCAUAUGCAACUGGACACUUGCCGGAAAAUAAUAAUGAAACUAAUCUACGCUAUCUUGAUUAUACUGCUAUCGAAAAGCAAAUGCCAAUAGCAGCUGCAAAAAUGUUUUGGCUUGAUGCUCUGCAUGACAGUAAACUUGAUCAACCUUUACUUCUACCAUACGAUCGAUACCUCCUUUCAAAUGAAUGUCGAACUGGUCGUGGAAUAUCGAUAUCUUUUGAUUUUGGAAAAGAUCUUUCGCAUCAUUUUGUUGAUUAUGCUUCGUCAAAUGGUAUUACGCCUAUGAUCGUAUCACUUGCUACCUACUACACUUUUUUAUUGAAAUUGACUACUGGAGAAAGAGAUUUAUGUAUUGCAAUGAAUACCGAUGGUCGAUGGAAAGAAGAGUUGAAGUCAGUGAUUGGAUUGUUUAAGAAUAUUAUCCCAUUGCGAUGUAAACUGGACCCUCAUUGGUCUUUUCAUCAACUUAUAGAGCAUGUUCAAGAAACACUAACAAAUAGUUUAGAAUAUUCUUAUUUUCCACUUCAACAUAUUCUUCAACUACAUCCAAAUAUUUCAAAAUCUUCAUUUCUCGACAUAUUUUUCAAUUUUUCGGCUAAUGAAAAUGAUAAGAUGAUUGGAGAUACUCAACUUUGCCUUGUGCCAAUCUCAUACAAGACUAAUACAGAUGAAAUCAUGAUUAACUUCAACUUUGGUCUUGAUGUUCAUCAUGAUCUCAAUCUCGGUCAAUUUUCAUACACAAUUAAUGCGUCACUUGACUUAUUUGAUGUAGAAACAGUUGUUAAGAUUGUACAGCGUUUUCGUUCAAUGAUAGAACAAGUAUUUAAUGAAACAGAGGAUCGGACAGGAAACUCAAUCUUUGAAUCACCAUUAACAUUACCGGAUGAAAGAAUAUUAAAAGUAUCAAUUAAUAAUACGCAAAUGACAUUUUCUUCUGCCUCUUGUAUUCAUUUUGAAUUUGUAUAUCAAGUUACCAAAUAUCCACAAAAACUGGCUGUUGAACUCGAUGAUCAAUGUUUGACAUAUUGUGAACUAUUAUAUUAUGUUCAAGUAUUAUCAUUGACUCUUGUAAACGAAUAUAAUAUUGUUCCAGGUGACAUUAUUUGUCAAUGUGUGGAUCGAAGUUUAUCAAUGGCAAGUUAA
Molecule: messenger RNA, 1566 nt
Organism: Adineta ricciae
Lineage: Eukaryota; Metazoa; Rotifera; Eurotatoria; Adinetida; Adinetidae
Source: the annotation of a GenBank genome assembly